UUUUUUUUUCAACCCUGCCUGUAGGUACCUAGUAGCCUCCACUCACCAUAUGCUAUAGGUAGGUAGGUAGGUUAGGAGGUACCUACCUCAAGGUGCCUGACCCAACCCACUAGGUACCUACCUAACCUAAGUACCCCGGCCCCUAACGUGGGUGUCUUUCAAGUAUCGAAGUUGAGGUAGGAGGUACCUAGGUAGGUACCCAAGGUAGCCUGUGGCUUAAUGCCUGAACCCAUUCCAACCGGCGCCUACCUAGAGCGAUAAAGCUCCCGCUAGGGAAAGCCUGGAUUGUCUGGUUUCCCUGGCUUCCCUGACCCGCCAGCCAUAAAUACAGCGCUCUGCUACACACCCAUCCUCUCCGACCCUCGCAUCCCCACUGGAACUAUUAGGCCGAGUACUGUUGCGACUACGACAGACAACACAUGACAACCAACGACAACUGCCUCGAGAUCUCUACAUUGGUUUUCAGCAUUUACCUAGAUCCGUAACAUGGCGUUCGCAGCCAGGGUCCCGGUUCCGAUGCUGGAUGUAUUCAUCCUUACAUUCAACGCUGCCAAGAAUGAGAUCAACGUCCCCGUCUUUGCUCGCCGUUUAUACAAGGCCUUUGGGGAGAGCGCGUCGACCCUGCCGGAGCUAAUCGUCAUCUCCCUCCAGGAGAUGGCACCGCUGGCUACGGCCUUCGUUGGCUCCACGCUCAUCGAGCCCUAUUUCCAGAAAUACAUAUCGGCCGUCAACAGCGCGACCGCCAGGUUUGCCGUGCAGAGGGAACGUCGGCGUCCUCCUACAGAGGACCUAUACACGCUGGUAGGCUUGCGUAAUGUCGGUAUGACGGGCAUUAUGCUCUUUGCCCGUAAACCCGCCACCCUGCGAAACCUGAGGACGGCCGAGGUCGGGUUCGGCCCGGGCGAGAUGGCCAAUAAGGGAGCAGUCGGCCUCCGCGUUCUCUACAGCAGAACGAGCAUGGACGGCACCGCGGGAGAAACCGAGCUUACCUUCGUCGCCACCCAUCUCUCUGCGAUGGAGCCUAACCUCGAGAAGAGAAACAGGAAUUGGGAGACCAUCGUCUCCGGCCUUGUGUUCGAGGAGGCUGAGGAGUUAGCACCACUUCAAUGUCCCCGGCCGAACGAUCAGGUACAAGAAUCGACCUUGGGAGCGGUGCGAAACGGGUCCAUCUACAAGCCGGGCACCCAUCUGUUCGUCGCCGGUGACCUAAACUACCGUAUUUCUAGGAUAGCUCCUCAAACGGGAUCUUCUUUCCCCAAUAACUAUCCCGGGAGCCCCAAUUACUUCAUGCACUUUAUCGUCCGCGACCAACUGACUGCGGAGAAGGCUGCCGGCCGCACGCUGCACGGGCUAAGCGAAGCGCCGGUCCACUUUCCGCCAACAUACAAGCUCCUACACACGCCAUUGGAGAGGGAACCCGGAGAUCAAGACCCCGACUCGGACGAAGUCGAGUGGUCUUAUGCUUCCCAUCGAUGGCCUAGCUGGUGUGACCGCGUGCUAUUCCUUGACGUGCCUUGGUGGGCCCGGGCCAAGGCUGGCAUCGGCCAGAUGAAGGUAACGGCCUACAACGCGACCCCCGCCGUUCGGUCGAGCGACCACAAACCAGUGUUCUUGCGUCUGGACGUGCCCAUCAUCGCGCCUGCUGACCUCGCGCCGACUCAGGCGGCCUACGAGUCGGCGCAGCGCCCGCUGCCGGGCCAGCUCUUGGAUCCGCGCAUCAAGCUGCCAUUCCCCGUCAGCGCCCGGUUUCGGCAGCACCGGCCCUCGGUCCGAAGAUGGGAAUCCACCAUAGGCUGGUCGAUACUCCUGACGCAGUCGAACUACAACGCCGUCGUGUUGUUCACCGUGCUCCUCGUCGGCCUCACCGCCUGGUGGUUCCGACGGUCGGAGUAGACCUGGGUACCGCGGCGACUUCGGCAGUGGACGACGGGUCUCCUGGGGUUUCUGCCCGGGCUCGGCUGGGCGAGGGCUUGGGCGAGGGCUUGACGUGGCUGAGCUGGCUGACCGACCGCGCGCGCACCAUGGAUAUGUGCUAUCCCGAGCCGAGCAUAUAUAGGUCUGGUAUAAUAGGGUCUUGGUAGGGGGGGUUGAUUUUCUUUCCUUUCCCCAGAUGAAACCCCCCCCCCCCCCCAAAAAAAAAGCUUAGCACCACCCUAGCAAUAAGUCAUGAGUUAUUCUGAAGGGAGGAGACGGCGAUUCCCUCUUCUCUUUUUUUUUUUCCUUCCUCCUUUUCCUUUCUUUUCUUUUAGACUGGGUACACGGGCUUCCUCCACGGCGAUCUCGCGGUCGCGCGGUAGGAGAUAGACAGCCCAGCUUGGGCGUACACGGGUUUGCCGGGCGAGCUUAGGGAGGAAGGCGGGGCGAGCGGAUAUGUCGAGCGACGGCUAUAUCCCCUUUGUUUUCACCGAGGACUAGAGGCGUAGUAGGCAAUAUCGAAUAGCGUCGGCGGCCACGCAGAAGGGGGGGCACAAGCGGAGAGGAGACAGCGAAAGAAAGGUAGUGGCCAGUUCCGAGGUCCCAUAGAAGUAUACGGAAUACGAAUACACAUCAUCGUCCCCCUUAAUUCGGACGACGGGAGUCGCACAGCUAUUAACUAAAGCA
Durotheca rogersii is the source of this 2601-nucleotide messenger RNA. Its product is annotated as DNase I-like protein. Gene Ontology annotation, biological process: phosphatidylinositol dephosphorylation. Lineage: Eukaryota; Fungi; Ascomycota; Sordariomycetes; Xylariales; Xylariaceae. Bases 487 to 1893 code for a protein of 468 amino acids. The record is from RefSeq and is a predicted model, not a curated record. Gene Ontology annotation, molecular function: phosphatidylinositol-4,5-bisphosphate 5-phosphatase activity. The transcript is spliced from 2 exons.